AUGACCCUAGAAAAACCUGAAAAGCAAUAUUACUUAAGUCCAUUUCCAAAAGAUGUUAUUGGAUUAAUAGCAUCGAGUUUUUGUGUCCAAAAUACUAGGGAGCAUAUACUUUGGAAUUGCAGCAAAAAUAUAACAGAUCUUUCUAGGAAGAAUAAAUUUAUAGAUAUUUUAAGGGAAGAUCUCCUCCUUAUGAACUGA
Molecule: messenger RNA, 198 nt
Organism: Paramecium octaurelia
Lineage: Eukaryota; Ciliophora; Oligohymenophorea; Peniculida; Parameciidae
Source: the annotation of a GenBank genome assembly